AUGGUCUCUAUUGAGCAUAAAGAUGUGGAGUCAUUGAUUGGCACUGGUUGUAAUUUUAGUUAUGUACCGUUAGCUGGACUAUCAGGAGGCAUACUUGUACUUUGGAGGAGCAACCUUGCAAAUUUCAGCAUGAUAGAGUCUUCUUCUCAAUUCAUUAUUGGUGAUUUGGAUAUACUUAACAAGGGGAAAUGGAGGAUAGCUACAAUUUAUGGUAGCAAAGAUGUUUAUAAUAGAAGACUACUUUGUAAUGGGUUGGAACCUCAUAUCACCAAUGAUUGUAUUAUGGUGAUCGGUGGAGACUUCAAUUGCCUAUUGGAUAAAGAAGACAAGAAGGGUGGUAGGAGAUUUUCAUUUUCUUUCGGACCUAAAGAAAUGAAAUAUUUCAUGACAUCUAAUGAUAUUUAUGAGCUAGGAUUCAGUGGUCAUAGGCUAACCUGGAGUAACAACAAGAAAGGUUCAGAUCAAAUAAUGGAAAGACUAGAUCGAAUGAUGGUCAAUUCAAUUUCUGUGAACUAUAAUCAGCAAAUGGUGGUAAAGCAUCUUCCCAGAAUUGUGUCGGAUCAUUGUCCCAUCCUCCUUAACACUUUAAAAUCUUCAUCUAAAGUUAAAAAAUCUAUCAAAUUUGAGGAUGUUUGGGCAUCAUACCCGGCAUCAUAUGCAGUGGUGGAGAAAGCAUGA
Dendrobium catenatum is the source of this 678-nucleotide messenger RNA. RefSeq lists its product as uncharacterized. The record is from RefSeq and is a predicted model, not a curated record. The transcript has a single exon. NCBI's taxonomy places the organism in Eukaryota, Viridiplantae, Streptophyta, Magnoliopsida, Asparagales, Orchidaceae. The coding region runs from base 1 to 678 and encodes 225 amino acids.